Messenger RNA from Tigriopus californicus, 3668 nucleotides. It is a transcript of the gene nmo, whose product is annotated as serine/threonine-protein kinase NLK2-like. Gene Ontology annotation, molecular function: ATP binding; MAP kinase activity. The transcript has 5 exons. Gene Ontology annotation, cellular component: cytoplasm; nucleus. Lineage: Eukaryota; Metazoa; Arthropoda; Copepoda; Harpacticoida; Harpacticidae. The coding region runs from base 1928 to 3490 and encodes 520 amino acids. The record is from RefSeq and is a predicted model, not a curated record. Gene Ontology annotation, biological process: protein phosphorylation; intracellular signal transduction.
GCGAUCCACAAUUUUCGGAACUGAAUGAUGUACAGGGAGAGAAGAAGGGCAUGCACCCCCUCCUCUCAUUGAACCCUCCUCCUCCUUCUCCUUUUCGGUCUCUUCCCUCCCUGGAGCUCUUUAACCCUCAACAAGCUUGCCUCCAACACGGAUUGUAUGUAGUUGUGUACCCGAAGCCGUAGUACCCACGCUCCCAAAGAUUUCGUGUAGAGGGACCAAAACUUCAUCCACAGAGUGCUACGUUUACGUUCAAUUCACAAGUAAAGUAGUCCAGUCAUAGAACUCGGAGGGAACGAGACCGGUCCAAGGGCUGCCCAAUCUAGUACACCACCAAAGAGAAGACAGAAUGGAGAGGGAGCGUUGUUCGCCCGGUAGUACUCUGCACCCUCGUUUGGUUUAAACUCCCCAAGACCAAACAAAGCUUCAGGAUCAGAAGUAGUUUUGGUGUCGAGCUGAAAAGAGACUCAUGGGGAGGCGUCUCUUUCUCGGUCAUUGACAACAAGAAUUCUCUUCACAGCUAGCUCCCAAAGCAUCACUCUGCUCGCUUGAACGCCACCGAGGCCUAACUUCCCACUCCACGUCGUCGUUCAAAGGUGUGUGAGGCGCACUGAAGACAUUUUUUGUACCCCCAUCAAAUCCAAGGCAGGUGAGAACGAGGAACAAGAAGAACAACGACGACGGCUACAACGAUGACGAAGUCGUAGGAGCGCUCAGAAAAAAGAGACAGAGAGAAAGAGACGAAGAGAGAUAGACUGGAAAAACCGAAUCCUCUUGUGCCAGUUGAAAUCUGUGCCUUGGCCAGGCCGCAUCCCGAUCGAGUCUCCUUCCCAUACUCCUCGACCACUGCUACGUUCUCAUUUCGUGUGUGUGUGUGCGUGCGUGUAUGUGGGAGCGUGAGCGUGCGUGUGUGUGGGUGCGUGCCUGAGUGCAUUUUACAUGUGAGUACAUUCGUGAGGCACUCCGAGGAAACUGUACGCACUCUUACUCACAGAGCAUUUCAGAGUUCAGCUGCUUUGCAAUCAACUACUACUUCUGAGCACUAGUACUUCUACUACCACCUCCACCUCUACCACAGCUACCAUAGCCACCACCUUCACCACCGUCUAGCAGUCGAACCUAGCUCCUCCUGAAGGACUAGAAACUGAACACAUCCUUGAUAAAAGGAGGUCGGGCCAAGGACUCGAUUGGUGGCCUGAAACAUCAUUACCACAACAACAACCGACUCAAUUAGGGACCUCAAAACCCACCUUGGGGAUUGUGCAUGAACCAUCUUGAAAGUGUAUGGACUUGGGGCCCUAGUAAACAUCUGUUUCCGGCCCAAUCAGUGAAGUUUGUGGGCGCCAGAGCUGCAUGAACCGUGUCCACACAAGUUCUUCGUCAGACACGACUUGGUGACCAAAUGAUUGCUCGUCUCCUGUAUUGGUGAUCGAACAAGAGGCGAUUUCUCACUUAUCCACUACCUCGACUAGCUCAUCCAAGUCAUAUUCCAAGCAUUUCCACCAGGUUCUAGCCGAAGCUUGGUACUUGCUGUUGAAGAAGCGCUUGGAAAUGCGAAGGGACCCCCGUGUUAUUGCCAAAAAAUACACAUCGUCAGCGUCCAAUCAAACAUCGACAUCCGCGACCUUCAUAAUCGCAUUUUAUGCCAGUUUUGGAGCAUGGAAAUCUUCCUGUGAACAACACGCCAAGCCCAAUCCGAUUUUGAGGAUUUAUCGCAUCGGUUCUCUUGCGCUUGCUUGAUCGACGUAUAAUGAAUAAUCAGGGACAUUACGUGAACGAGCGAGUUCGAUUUAUGGACAACUCCCGACAAUUUCCUGUGGUCAAUGUGCAACCUCCGCUCGCGCAGUGAUCUGAUCAGCUUGACGUGUAUGAUUGGACUUGGAGCAAUCAGCCGCAUUCAAACCGUGCUUCUGAACCUCAUUGGCAUGGUAUGCCGCCCAAUCCACAAGCAGCGAGUCAAUAUAGUUACCAGCAGCCACAUCCUCCUCAUCGUCCGCAACACCGGCAACAGCCGCAGCAGCAGCCCGUGAUCGGUGCUGUCCACACGAGACAAGUCUCUCAGGUCACGUUUCAGGGGCAACUCGAGCCGCAGCCGCAUCUUAUGUUCCAAUCGCUCAGCCAGCAGCCUCAGAGCGCCAUGCCUGCCCGUACAGCCUCAGCGGCGUCCACCACUGGAGGCCAACAAGCAAUAUUGGCGGCUGCAGCCGCUGCAGCCGUCCAAUCCGCAGCAUUCUUUCAGAACCAGUCUCAGCCUUCACAGCAACAGCAACAACAACAACAGCAGCAGCAGCAUUCGUCGCACGGUAGUGGCGAUUAUCAACCCGACCGUCCAAUCGGAUAUGGAGCCUUCGGAGUGGUUUGGUCAGUCACGGAUCCUCGAGAUGGAAAGCGCGUGGCGUUAAAAAAGCUUCCGAAUGUGUUUCAAAGCUUAGUUAGCUCCAAACGAGUCUUCAGAGAGCUCAAAAUGAUGAGAUUCUUCCAACACGAUAACGUCCUCUCCUGCCUCGACAUCCUCCAGCCACCUCACAUCGACUUCUUUCAAGAGAUUUAUAUGAUCACAGAGCUCAUGCAGUCAGAUCUUCAUAAGAUCAUUGUCUCGCCUCAAAGUCUGUCUUCAGAUCACAUCAAAGUCUUUCUCUAUCAAAUCCUAAGAGGCGUCAAGUACUUGCAUUCGGCCAAAAUCAUCCACAGGGAUAUCAAACCAGGAAACCUCCUUGUCAAUUCCAAUUGCGUUCUCAAAAUCUGCGAUUACGGCUUAGCAAGGGUACAGGAAGACGAUAAAUCAAAACAUAUGACUCAAGAGGUCGUCACUCAAUACUACCGUGCGCCCGAAAUCCUCAUGGGCGCCAAGCACUACACGAAUGCCGUGGACAUGUGGUCGGUGGGCUGCAUCUUCGGCGAACUUCUCGGCCGGAGAAUCCUCUUUCAAGCUCAGAGCCCCAUUCAACAGUUGGAGCUCAUCACGGAUCUCUUGGGCACUCCCACGGUGUCGGACAUGAAAUAUGCGUGCGAUGCGGCCAAAAGACACAUGGUGGCGCGAGGCCACAAGCAGCCCAGCAUAGGGGCGCUCUAUUCGUUGUCAGGGAGUGCCACUCACGAGGCCGUUCAUUUACUGUGCCAGAUGCUGACCUUGGACCCGGAGAAGCGGAUCAAGGUGCUUGAUGCACUCAACCAUCCCUACCUCGACGAGGGUCGACUUCGGUAUCAUUCUUGCAUGUGCACGUGCUGUGCGACGUCGAGUCAAUCUGGAAUUAGACAGUACACGCGGGACUUUGAGCCCGUGUCAGAUCAGGUGUUUGAUGACGCUUGGGAACGGGAUCUCACGUGCGUUUCGAAGGUGAAGGAACGCCUGCAUAACUUCAUCUCGGAGCAGAUCAACUCCAAUCGAGUGCCUCUCUGCAUCAAUCCAUCCUCGGCCGCCUUCAAGAGUUUUGCCAGCUCCACCGUUGCUCAUCCCAGCGAGCUACCGCCGAGCCCUCACCACUGGGAGUGAACAACCUCAAGCACUCAAGUGGCACAAACCUCACCAAUUCCCCACCCCCACCCUUCUUCCCUUUCCACAACGAUGACAUCAUGAUCAUGCCAAAGUGAACCACAACCAUUUUUCAUAUUUUUGUAUUCCUGUCGUGUUUGUGCAAGAUAAAGAAGAAACAUCACCCGCAGCACUCUGA